GCAUCUUUAUCAUCAAAACAAGAACUAUAAAAAGCAUCCAUCUAAUUCAUUUUACACUCACUCACUCUAUCUCCAAAUAUGGAAAUAUCAUUGCUCAGAAUUGCAGUUUCCAUAGUUUCAGUUGUGGUACUAAUAACAUGGGCAUGGAGAGUGCUGAAUGGGUUCUGGCUGAGGCCAAAGAAGCUAGAGAAGUGCUUAAGGGAGCAAGGUCUUAAUGGCAACUCCUAUAGGCUUUUUUUUGGAGACUUGAAGGAGAUCUCUAAGAUGACAAGUCAAGCCAAGUCUAAACCCAUCAACGUAUUCACCCAUGACAUUGCGCCGCGUGUCUUACCCUUCGUCCAUCAAGUUGUGACCAAUUAUGGUAAGAAUUCUUUUACAUGGAUGGGCACAACCCCCAGGGUGAACAUUAUGGACCCUGAAAAAUUAAAAGAAAUCUUCUCCAAGAUAUAUGACUUUCAAAAGCCAAAUGCAAGUCCACUUGUCAAGUUACUAGCAACCGGACUUCCAAGUUAUGAGGGUGAGAAAUGGGCUACACACAGAAAGAUUAUCAGUCCAGCAUUCCAUCUUGAGAAGUUGAAGAAUAUGUCAGCAGCAUUUUAUCUGUGUUGCGGUGACAUGAUAUGCAAAUGGGAAAGUUUGGUGUCUAAAGAGGGAUCAAUUGAGUUAGAUGUAUGGCCUUAUCUGCAAACAUUGAUAACUGAGAUGAUUUCUCAAACAGCCUUUGGGAGUAGCUAUGAUGAAGGACGUAAGAUUUUUGAACUCCAAAGAGAACAAGCUGAGCUUGUGAUGAAAAUUGCACUGUCUAGUUAUAUUCCGGGUUGGAGGUUUUUGCCAACUAAAAUAAACAAGAGGAUGAAAGAAGUUGACAAAGAAUUACAAGCUUCACUUAAAGGCAUUAUCAACAAAAGAGAGAAGGCAGUAAAAGCAGGUGAAGGCAUAACUGGUGACUUACUAGGCAUACUUCUUGAGUCCAACUUUAAAGAAAUUCAAGAACAUGGGAACGACAAGAAUGCAGGAAUGAAUCUCCAAGAUGUAAUUGAGGAAUGUAAGAUAUUUUAUUCUGCGGGACAAGAGACCGUCUCAGUUUUACUUGUUUGGACAAUGGUUAUUCUGAGUAGGUAUCCAAGUUGGCAAGAACGUGCAAGAGAAGAGGUCCUACAAGUCUUUGGUAAAAACAAACCAGAAUAUGAUGGGUUAAUUCACCUCAAAAUUGUGACCAUGAUUUUGUAUGAAGUUCUAAGACUAUAUCCACCUUCAAUUUCCCUUUAUCGAACUGUUCAUGAGGAAACAAAACUCGGAAAUUUGAUUUUACCAGCUGGAGUUCAACUCUGCUUACCGGCAAUCCUUGUUCAUCAUGACUGUGAACUUUGGGGUGAUGAUGCAAACGACUUCAAUCCAAAUAGGUUUGCUGAAGGGAUUUCAAAAGCAACAAGGGGUCAAGUUUCAUUUUUCCCAUUCGGAUGGGGUCCUCGGACGUGCAUUGGACAAAAUUUUUCUAUGAUAGAAGCCAAAAUGAUUCUGUCUGUGAUUCUACAACACUUCUCCUUUGAGCCUUCCUCGUGUUAUGCACAUGCUCCUUUCUCAAGUAUAACUCUUCAACCACAAUAUGGUGCUCACAUUAUUCUACGAAAGCUUUAGAAUAGAAAAUAGAAGUUGCUGUCAAAUAAGCUUUGCAUUCGUGACAAAAGCAACAUCUCAUAUGUAUAUUGAUACUAUUGGCAAAGUGUCGUAUCUUCUUUCAAAGGAUACUAUUUUCAUUUAGAGAUUGGCUUUUGAAUAAUAAUACUGAAGUUGUUAUAAGAGAAA
Quercus robur (English oak) is the source of this 1806-nucleotide messenger RNA. Its product is annotated as cytochrome P450 CYP72A219-like. The record is from RefSeq and is a predicted model, not a curated record. Gene Ontology annotation, molecular function: iron ion binding; heme binding; monooxygenase activity. Lineage: Eukaryota; Viridiplantae; Streptophyta; Magnoliopsida; Fagales; Fagaceae. The coding region runs from base 79 to 1638 and encodes 519 amino acids. The transcript has 5 exons.